AUGCCGCCCUGGGGCACAUACAGAAGCUCCAUGGGGUUCGUUCAACCUCAGGAGAAAGUAAUCCUUGGCACCAUGCCGGGGCAUAAGCCCAAAGCAGUAUUCAGGUUGAGGGGAAGCCGACUGACCGACAGUCAGAAACUGGCAACUACCGACAAAGUACGACGGUGGCUGACCACCAUUUUCUCAGCGAUCUGCGGGCUUUGCUUUGGUAUGCACGAUCCCCAGCGGUUCCAGGUUCCCGAAUCUCAGAUUUCAGGAUCUGCCAGGCUAUCAGAUGUGAACACUGAACAGAACAGGACAGUCACUCCUGACCCCAUAAGUGUCUCUGUUGUUGAAAUGGAGGUUCCUAUCGGACUCCUUAAGGGCGGAGCCUUGAACCAUGGUAGCACUGGGGUUGUGCUCGCCACGAGGAGAAGUAGAUCGGGUCCACACUUCAGGUCCUCCAUCAAAACCAACUACGAUUUGCUGCGCCAAGCGGAAGUUUGGUCCAGAAAAGCCCUUCUGAGUAAUCAGAACCAAUGGAAUCCCGGAGGGAACUCGUGUCUUGAGACGCCCGGCGACAGAAGCCCCGUAGAACAUCGAAACCGAAGGUUCCCAAAUUCCUUAAUCAGAGUCAAUCACCACGGGAGGGAUGGAGUAGGCAAUAUGCCCGAAUCUAAACGGCAAAAACCGAUGGGAGGGGAGGGAAAAGGGAGCAACCACCAUGAGAGAAGGCUUUGGAAGAGAAGGCUGGCUGAACGUGGAUGCAUGACGCACAUUGUGCCUGCCUUCUCAGGUUAG
Messenger RNA from Aspergillus niger, 780 nucleotides. RefSeq lists its product as hypothetical. Bases 1 to 780 code for a protein of 259 amino acids. The record is from RefSeq and is a predicted model, not a curated record. NCBI's taxonomy places the organism in Eukaryota, Fungi, Ascomycota, Eurotiomycetes, Eurotiales, Aspergillaceae. The transcript is spliced from 4 exons.